AGAAGAAGCUGGCAAGCGUGUGAGUGUGUGUGUGCUGUUUGACUUGACUUGGCUUCAGCGCAAGAAAAAGCGAUCAGCAGAAGCGACACCAAGGUGUCUUGAAUCCUUCCCGUGCGGGUGACUAAGCGUGGGAUUUUGUCUCGCGCGGCUAACGCAGAUCUGCGGAGACGUCGUCGCGCUUCGCUGCUCAGCUGCCUUUCCACACCACCUGACAAGCCGCAGGCGCUCGCGUCCCGCUCAUCCCCCUUACGCGUCGCCGAGCAGCCAGGCCACUCCCGCACUCGCUCCAAUUCCUCGCGGCCGCCCUCGAAUCCUCAAAUCCCCGAGUCUGUCUCGAGUCCGUCCCGCCAUCAUUAUCAUCAUGUCCAAGGCGACACUCGCCAUCAUCGCGGCCGCGGGCGCCGUCACCGGCUCCGCCGUAACCGCGGCCUUCUACUCGAGCAAGCGAGAAGCGCCCGCGACGCCGCCCACCGCCGCCGCAGCCACAAUCGCAGCGGCGCAAGGCGCAGCGGCAGCAAUGCCCUCGACACCGUUGAGCAAAGCAGCGGGCGGGGCGCCCGUCGACCCCUCCGGGCUCUUCCAAUACGGCUUCCCAGGGCCGGUCAACGACCUGCGUGAAGCGCUCUCCCUGACAUCAGCGUUCGACCGGCGCACGCGCAACCCGCACUGGGUGGCCGAGCACAUGACGCCGGGGUCGUUGGCGCAGAACAACGCAGACAGGAAGGGCAGUGCGUUCACCGAGGACCACGCCAUCCCAGAGAAGUUCCGCGCAAAGCUCAAGGACUACUUCCGCAGCGGCUACGACCGCGGGCACCAGGUCCCCGCUGCCGACGCAAAGUGGAGCCAGCCUGCCAUGGACGACACGUUUGCGCUGAGCAACAUGUGCCCGCAGGUCGGCGAGGGGUUCAACCGCGACUACUGGGCGCACUUUGAGGACUUCUGCCGCCGCCUCACCCACCGCUACCCCUCUGUCCGCGUUGUCACGGGCCCUCUGUACCUGCCCCGCCGCGACCAGGACGGCAAGUGGCGUGUCUCGUACGAGGUCAUCGGCUCGCCGCCUAAUGUCGCCGUCCCCACCCAUUUCUACAAGGUCAUUUACGGCGAGGAUGGCCGUACGGGCGGCGACGUCGCGCUUGGCGCUUUCGUCCUCCCCAAUGCGCGUAUUGCGAACGAUAAGCCGCUUACUGACUUUGAGGUCCCGCUUGAGGCGGUGGAGCGCGCUUCGGGGCUCGAGUUUGCGACGAAUCUGCCUGUGGCUCGUAGGAAGACGCUGUGUAAGGAGGUGCAGUGCUCGUUGGUUGUGAAGGAGUAUAAGGAGCGCCAGAAGGCGUUUGGCCAGAACCAGGGGAAGCGGUAG
Molecule: messenger RNA, 1357 nt
Organism: Aplosporella prunicola CBS 121167
Lineage: Eukaryota; Fungi; Ascomycota; Dothideomycetes; Botryosphaeriales; Aplosporellaceae
Exons: 1
Coding region: 362-1357 (331 amino acids)
Biological process (GO): apoptotic DNA fragmentation
Cellular component (GO): nucleus; mitochondrial inner membrane
Molecular function (GO): RNA endonuclease activity; metal ion binding; single-stranded DNA endonuclease activity
Source: RefSeq, a predicted model, not a curated record